AUGAUUUGCUUAGCUGUCAUCGCGUCAGACCCUUCCACUGACGUAUCUGAAGAUGGCCACCAACAGUUGCAAAUAGAACUGUACCGAGAGAAGCUGGUACAAUGUCUGCUGAUGGGAGAGUAUACUCAAGGUGGUGACUAUGCGCUAGAGACUUUCAUGAAUUACGUCUACGUUGAAUUCCGGAUACACGAUGACGCGCAGAAGGAUAUUUGGUUCUUGCUGGGUCUCGAAGUCAACCUAGCCAAACGCAUGGGAUACCACAGAGAUCCCAAACACUUCCCCGAAAUUUCCCCGCUAAAGGCAGAGAUGAGGCGCCGGGUAUGGGCGACAGUCUUGCUCGGCGAUAUCUUGAUCUCAGGUCAGAUGGGAAUGCCCCGCAUGGUACGGGACGGCGAGUUCGACACAGCUGAGCCUCGAAAUUUGAACGAUGAAGACUUGAACGGAGAAACGACGAAUCUACCGCCGCCAAGGCCAGAGACGGAGCAUACAACAGCGAUGGGGAUCAUUGCUCGAAGGAGACUUCUGAUCGCCCUAGGGACGAUCUCCGACCUGACGGCAUCCCUGAGUCCAUGCAGUUACGCGGAAAUCAUGCGAGUCGACGGGACUCUUGAACAGGCAUACAUCAGCAUUCCUCCACCACUCCGCAUGAAACCGAUGGCGUCCAGCGUCACUGACCCUCCCCAAGUGAUUAUGGCCCGACUAUUCCUUCAUCACAUGUUUUGUAAGGGGAAAAUCAUGCUACAUCGUCGAUUUCUCUUCACAAAGUCUUCCACAGAGCAUGAAAACACAUACUCCUAUUCGAGGACAGCCUGUCUUGAUGCAGCUCUAGGAAUGCUGCACAUCCAACAAAUGCUGGACGAAGAAACAUGCCCCGGCGGCCAGCUUUUCAUGAUGCACUGGCGAGUAGGCUCCAUUAUGAAUCACCACUUCUUGACGGCCACCAUGGUUCUCUGCUCCCUAAUCCACGGAAGACAAACCCUGGGCCGAGAGGACGAGAUCGUGGCCGCUUUGAGAACUGCUCGCAGCAUAUGGAUGAGAAAAGCAGAGGGCUCGGUUGAAGCGAAGAAGGCUGCGCAAGCCGUCAGUAUCGUUCUUGCGCGAGCUGGAGGUCCGAGGUUUGAUGCUAUCCUCAUGGCUGAUCGGCCGAGCCAAACGACGUCCGAGUCUAUGAAACAUUCGGAAGAUGGAUUUCUUGAGGACUUUGUGGGAGAACAAGUCAUGCCUGAUGAGCAAAUGUUCUUGGUCGAGGCUUUCAUGUCAGAUGAAAUGGACAUUGGUGGGUACUAA
Messenger RNA from Colletotrichum fioriniae, 1287 nucleotides. The record is from RefSeq and is a predicted model, not a curated record. NCBI's taxonomy places the organism in Eukaryota, Fungi, Ascomycota, Sordariomycetes, Glomerellales, Glomerellaceae.